AUGUCUCUGAGAGCACCUCUCACAUCCGCGUUUUCAUCAUGGACAUAUGUUGUGGUAGUGCUGUUCGCGCAGUGCUUUCUCCACCUCGUCCUGAAAGCUAUCUACAACAUUCACUUCCAUCCGCUUCGAAAAUACCCUGGGCCUUGGUGGCUAGCGGCAAGCCGUAUUCCUCAUACAAUCUCAGUUCUACGCGGAAGAGCAACGAGGGAGUCGAAAUAUCUGCAUGAAAGAUACGGCCAUGUGGUGCGCAUCAACCCUGACACGCUCUCGUUCACUUGCAGCACGGCGUGGGUCGACAUCUACGGCCUUCAGCAGCCGAACGGGCGGGGAAACAUCCCUAAAGACCCUUUGUUUUACCUGGAGUCCCGGAAGGCACCACUCGAUGCGGAGGGUCACCGCCGACUCCGGCGCACCCAAGCCUACGCUUUCUCCGAGAGGGCAGUCUCACAACAAGAAGUCUGUCUUCAACAGUACACGGCAUUCUUCAUUAACAGACUUUUCGAAUCUCGGCACAAUUCACCCAGUGGUAUCAUCGACCUUGCGCAAUGGAUCAAUCUCCUCACAACAGAUAUUGCCGGCGACUUAACUCUAGGUGAGAGCUUUCGCGGGCUCGAAGACGGCAAGAUCCAUCCAUGGCUCCGCAACAUCCAGUGGACCACGAAAGUCUUCGCUUUUAUCCGAGAAUCGAGCCGAUACCCAGGCGUUCUCCGUGCCAUCGGUGCAUGCUGUCCCCGGAACAAGGAGGACAAGCAGGAGUCGUUUAUUGCCAGAGCCGUGGCAAAACGGUUUGACAUGGGAACCGACCGACCCGAUCUUAUGUCGUGCAUCAUCGAGGCUGCCAGCGAAGGACGCGUAUCUCAAAAUGAGAUGGAGGCCGUUGCUGUUACCUUUCUCAUCGCCGGAAGCGAGACCACCGCCACCUUACUCACAGGUUCAAUAUAUCUUCUUUGCAAGCAUCCAUUAGUCAUGCAGCAACUUACCAUCAUCCUACGAACACAGUUCCGCAGUGCCUCGGAAAUGACGCUACUCGCGCUCCAAGCUCAAGAUUACCUCAACGCCGUCCUGCAAGAAAGCCUCCGCCUUUACCCGCCCGCACCAGGUAACCUCUUCCGGCGGACGGCGGCGGAGGGGCACAUCGUGAUGGGGGAGGCGGUCCCGCCUAAUACAAGCCUUACGAUGAAUCUCUGGGCAGCGAACUGUUCCGGGUUGAACUUCUACAGGCCGGACGAUAUGGUUCCUGAGCGAUGGCUCAAGUCCCGGCCUGCCGAGUUUGAAGAUGACGAUAGAGACGUGGUGAAACCCUUUAGCAUGAGGCCCCAUGAUUGCCCUGGGAAGAACCUCGCUUGGGCCGAGAUGCGGCUCGUACUCGCGCAAAUGCUGUGGCACUUUGAUUUUGAGCUCACCCCUGAGAGCGACGGCUGGAUUAAUAGGCAAAAGGUGUUUUUGUUUUGGGAAAAGCCACCCUUGAAAGUGAAGAUUACGGCAGCUGCCCGCGAGCGCCCAGUUUCUUAA
Messenger RNA from Ilyonectria robusta, 1512 nucleotides. Its product is annotated as isotrichodermin C-15 hydroxylase. Gene Ontology annotation, molecular function: oxidoreductase activity, acting on paired donors, with incorporation or reduction of molecular oxygen; iron ion binding; monooxygenase activity. NCBI's taxonomy places the organism in Eukaryota, Fungi, Ascomycota, Sordariomycetes, Hypocreales, Nectriaceae. The record is from RefSeq and is a predicted model, not a curated record. The coding region runs from base 1 to 1512 and encodes 503 amino acids. The transcript is spliced from 7 exons.